Elaeis guineensis (African oil palm) is the source of this 801-nucleotide messenger RNA. NCBI's taxonomy places the organism in Eukaryota, Viridiplantae, Streptophyta, Magnoliopsida, Arecales, Arecaceae. The record is from RefSeq and is a predicted model, not a curated record.
AGUCCUCCCGUCCUUCUCUUCCUCCUCCUCCUCCAUUACGUCUUCCUUCCACUGUGCUCUGAGAAAAGAGCUAUAGCAAUAGCUGGCAAAGGAAAUGGAGUCGGACGGGAGCCAAGCCCUUCCUCUCAGAAGAGGGUUGGCCGCUUUCUCCUCAAGUUCUUUGGUUGCGCAUUCCUCCUGGCCUUCUCCUACCGCCGCCUCCUCUUCUCGGGUGCCACCGGCUUCUUCGUCUUCUCCAGCUCCCCUGCCUCGGAGAUACAAGCAGCUAAAGGUGGGAACUUGAGGAGAGUUUCAGAUUAUCCUUCAAUGGAGAAGACAGAUGCCCCAUAUACUCGACUUGCAGAAAUGGUAUUGCAUGGUAGGAAAGGAGAUUCUCUAAAAGAACAAUGUGACCUAUUCUCUGGAGAGUGGAUUCCAAAUUCUUCAGGACCGCCUUACACCAAUUCAAGCUGCAGUGUCAUAUAUUCAGCUCAAGAUUGUUUGACAAAUGGGAGGCCUGAUACAGGAUACCUUUAUUGGAAAUGGAAACCUUAUGGUUGUGACUUAUCUCCAUUUGAUGCAGAGAAAUUCUUGAAAAUCAUGCGAAAUAAAUCUUGGGCAUUCAUUGGUGAUUCCAUUUUCCGAAACCAGGUGGACUCAUUGCUUUGCCUUCUUUCCCAGUUUUUCUGGAAUAUAAUUUUAGAAAAAGAAUUUGCAGUGAUAAACUUCUACCCUAGUCCUCUUGCUCUUCUUAGACCUCUUAAUCUGUUGCCAAAGGAUGAUGGAGAUCGCCCUUUUGGAAUCAAGUUAGGAGUCUGGUAA